AUGGGUGAGCACGAAGCGGACCCGUACGCGCCGUUUAUCAAAGUCCCUCCGCAGGAUAAGAACAUCGGCCACUCCGAUGUUCCCCGCGUGUCACUUUCUCGAAGGACACGGGGAACCCUGUCUACGGGGCGACCGAUGGAUUCGCGGGACAGGGUCGUCUUUAUUCUCCGACGAGAGGAAGAUGGAUAG
This is a messenger RNA of Monascus purpureus, 189 nucleotides long. The record is from the annotation of a GenBank genome assembly. NCBI's taxonomy places the organism in Eukaryota, Fungi, Ascomycota, Eurotiomycetes, Eurotiales, Aspergillaceae.